AUGAGUAAAGAAAUUGUAGAUUGGGAAUCUAAAUUAGCCUUACUUAGUGUCGAAAUUGAAAGAUUGAGGAAUAUUUUAAUGUAAAAAGAUUAGGAAAUUGAUUAAUUAAGGAUAAGAUAUUAAAAAUUAGAAAUGAGUCUAUCAGAAAUGUAUAUUUUAAAGGAAAAAAAUUAAGUACUUAAUGCUGAAAUAGAUAGACUUAGUGAAGAAUUUGAAUGUAUUGAAAUGGAAAAUGUAUAGUUGAAACAAUCUAUGGUAAACAUUAAUGAUUUAAAUAUUAAAAUUAGAGAUUUAUUAGUUAUUUGUGUAUAACUUUUUGCAGAAAUCGAAUGUUUGAGAAUAAGAAUAAAAGAAAAAUAGUAAGAAGUCAAUGAUAUAAGAAGAUCAUCAUUAGCAAAUUAUAGAAAUUGA
Ichthyophthirius multifiliis is the source of this 411-nucleotide messenger RNA. RefSeq lists its product as hypothetical. The record is from RefSeq and is a predicted model, not a curated record. Lineage: Eukaryota; Ciliophora; Oligohymenophorea; Hymenostomatida. The transcript has a single exon.